Cicer arietinum (chickpea) is the source of this 1421-nucleotide messenger RNA. RefSeq lists its product as uncharacterized. Lineage: Eukaryota; Viridiplantae; Streptophyta; Magnoliopsida; Fabales; Fabaceae. Gene Ontology annotation, cellular component: mitochondrion. The record is from RefSeq and is a predicted model, not a curated record. Gene Ontology annotation, biological process: regulation of lipid metabolic process.
AUAUAUUCCUUGUUUCACACGUUGGGGGAAAUACGCCAGGCAGUUGGAAUAUUCGCGCUUGUUGAGCAAGAAAACAUAAUCACCGUCGCAAGCUCUGAAUUGACAAAGGAAAUUUGCACAGUUGAGUUGCUUCACUAUAAUUUAUAUCGGUAGUUGUUGAAUUUACAAAGAAAGCGUUGUGAAUAGUUUUGAGAAAUGGCAGUGCUACCUCUAGUGAAACUGGGAACGCUGGUUUUGAAAACAGCGUGCAAACCCAUCGCCAAUAGAUUGAAGAAACAAGCUGGAUACCACCCUAAGUUCCGCAAUUUCAUCAUCAGCAUUGCUCAGGCCAAUCACAGGUUUACGACCAGAAUGCAGAGACGUAUUUAUGGUCAAGCUACUGAUGUCGCCAUACGCCCUCUCAAUGAGGAGAAGGCUGUCCAAGCUGCUGCUGAUCUCGCUGGAGAGCUCUUUGUUUUCACUGUUGCAGGAGUUGCUGUAAUCUUUGAGGUUCAAAGAAGUUCUAGAUCAGACGCAAGAAAGGAAGAACUACGCAGACAGGAAAUACAGGCAAUAAAGACUAGGAGUGAAGAAUUGGGCAGAGAAAUUGAACUUCUUGCACAAAAGCUUGAAGAGCUGGAACAACUUGCUAGAGGACGAGGACUUGCCGGAAUUCUCAACUUCAGACAUGCCCAUGCUGGUGAAGAUAAAAAAUCAAAAUCUAAUUGAUUGUUGCAUUUGUUAAGCAUUGCACACAGAUUUUGAUAUAAUGCUUUAGAAGUAUAGCUCUUUGGUUUGGAAAGAAACUGAAUUGAUAUUAAAAAUCAAAGAGGGACAUAAUAUAUUAGAGGGUAUAAAAAACAUUUCCAAAAGCAAUAUUUUAGAUUGGUGAGGGGCAUUGAGGAUAAGUCUUAUAACAUAUACCCAACCUCGAGAGAGAGAAAAAUGUAGAACACAAAUUUGUCAUGUGCUCUUGUUACAAAAUUUCUGAUAGUAUGUUUGGUUUCGGGAUUGGAUUGGCAAAAUCACAUUGAGCCACCACAACUUUGCCAAAGCUACAAUCCACCAUAAUUUAAAAAGGAUAGCUACAAAGUGUAGCUUCUGAAAAUCAGUUGUUUGCCGUGAUUUUGUCAAUUCCACCACGAAAUCAAACAUAUGUUAAGAAAGUCUCAAACCACCUUUGGCCAAAAACUACAAAAGAGUUAGAACCUUUCCUCCUGGUAGAAGCUAAUCACAGUUCUCAAUCCUCUGGAUCUUUUACAUUUCCCUCAUCUAAAAUUUUGUUUGUCACUCACUUGCUACUCUUCACAUCUGGCAAAUAAUUGACAGAAAACAAGUCCUAUGCCAUAAGUUGUUUUAAUGUAAUUUUGUAAUAAUUGUCUGAUAUUAUGUAAAACAAAUCAGAUAUAGUAUACUAUAGUUUCCUUGGCUUGCAUUUUCAA